Molecule: messenger RNA, 2948 nt
Organism: Anoplopoma fimbria (sablefish)
Lineage: Eukaryota; Metazoa; Chordata; Actinopteri; Perciformes; Anoplopomatidae
Gene: pdlim5b
Product: PDZ and LIM domain 5b
Exons: 13
Coding region: 82-1914 (610 amino acids)
Biological process (GO): muscle structure development; actin cytoskeleton organization; heart development
Cellular component (GO): Z disc; filamentous actin; adherens junction
Molecular function (GO): actin binding; muscle alpha-actinin binding
Source: RefSeq, a predicted model, not a curated record
AACUUCGGAACUGAGACCAGACGGACUAAAGUCACGCUUCUCUCCGCACAGCAGACCCGGCUUCACAACGCAAGGUGAAUCAUGAGCAGCAGCUACAGUGUCUCCCUGGCUGGCCCCGCCCCCUGGGGCUUCAGACUGCAAGGAGGGAAGGACUUCUGUCUGCCCCUCACCAUCUCACGGCUGACUGAUGAUGGCAAAGCAGCCAGAGCCAAGAUGAGUGUCGGAGACAUCAUUCUGUCCAUUAAUGGCAUUUCCACGGAUGGCAUGAAUCACCUAGAGGCCCAGAACAAGAUUAAGGCCUGCACAGGCAAUCUCAGCCUCACUCUACAGAGACCCUCCAGUGCCCCUAAAGAUGGAGUUCCUAAGGACGAACAUCAAGAAAUCAUUAAGCCUGUCCCAAUCACUCAUCCCGCCCCGAGCACUGCAUACACCAAGCCAUUGAGUCAGCCAGGUCCUGCAUACAACAAGACAGCCCGGCCAUUUGGGGGGGACGGCAUUGGGGUCACAGCUUCCUCCCCGGCUGCUCCCUCCAUUCCUUCACAGUCAUCUGCUUUCAAGCCAGCUGCCCCUUCUCAGCCAAUACAGCCUCCAUUUCUGCUGAAGUCAAGCCUCCCUGUCACGGACUCCCCUCCGGCCAACUCAGCUCCCAGGCCCAGCCCUGCUCGCCACACCUUCACCUCCCCGUCUGCCUCUUCCUCCUCAUCUAACUCCUCCUCUCCAGCCAGAGUGACAGCCCCCUCUUCCCAACCUAAUGUCCCACAGCCCUCCGUCUAUAACACACCUAUCAACCUCUACUCCAACAACAAUGCUUGUGAGGUGGUCAUGGGACAGAGGCGCGGCCUUUUGGAGAGCCAGGGGCUGUCAGAGCCCUUCAAUGGGAAACCAAAUGUGGAGCCUGAGGAUCAUGCAUCCCCACUGAGCGAUUCCAGCAAGAAGCGUCUGAUUGAGGACACCGAGGACUGGCACCCGCGAACCGGCACCUCCCAGUCCAGAUCUUUCCGUAUCCUGGCUCAGCUCACCGGCACUGAAAAAGAGCAAGAUCCAGAGAACAGUGGAAAGAAUGAGGCAGUUGACAAAACCACUCCCGCUGUGCACACCUCGCCUGCAGCAAAAACAUUUACCAAAUCUGCAGCAUCACCCAGGAAUGGCAACGCCGUCCCUGCUUCCACGUUCAAGAGCCCAGCGGCCCAGAACAAGCCUUCCUUCCAGCCUGGAGGUCCAACAGGUUUUCCUAAGGGUGGAGCAGCUCCUUCAUUUGGUAAGGUUACCAACCCUGCUCCUAAAGGUCCGGAUCGGCCCACCCCACAGCCUCAUCCACAGGACCUCAACUCCGUGGUGCAGCGUGCCGAGCACAUCCCAGCCGGGAAACGCACCCCGAUGUGCAACAAGUGCAACAAUGUCAUCAGGGGCCCAUUCCUCGUGGCCAUGGGCAUGUCAUGGCACCCCGAGGAAUUCGACUGUGCUCACUGCCACUCCUCCCUGGCAGACCGUGGAUUUGUGGAGGAGAAGGGCCAAGUGUACUGCGAACGUUGCUACGAGCAGUUCUUAGCUCCCACCUGCGGCCGCUGCCACCAGAAGAUUCUGGGGGAAGUCAUGAAUGCCCUGAAACAGACCUGGCAUGUGUCCUGUUUCGUCUGUUUCUCCUGCCAUCAGCCAAUCAGGGGCAACACAUUUCACAUGGAGGAUGGACAGCCAUACUGUGAGAAAGACUACUACAACCUGUUUGGAGCCAGUUGCCACGGCUGUGACUUCCCCAUCGAGGCCGGGGACAAGUUCCUGGAUGCUCUAGGAUUCACCUGGCAUGACACCUGCUUUGUGUGUGCGGUCUGCUCUGCUAGUCUGGAAGGUCAGGCGUUCUUCUCCAAAAAAGACAAGGCUUUGUGCAAGAAACAUGCCCACACUGUUAACAUCUGACCUGCCUCUCAUGAAUAUAUAGGGCAAAGGUGUCGGUGUACAUCAUAGAUUUCCGUCAGAUGUUAAUUAUUUUCAGAACUAACAUUGGAUCAGAGGGUCCAUUAUAAGCUUUACUUUUGCUCUAAUAUUGUUAUGUCAUAUCAGUUUGAAUAUGCAGUAAUUUCAAUACACUGUUAGCCCCCUGCCAGUUCAAAUGUUGCCUGCCAAUGCACAUGUUGUGCUGAGCUUUUUAUUUGUGCUGAAGGUUUGUUGAGCUCUUGAUGGGCAUUUUUGUCUCACACAUAAUAGGAUAGUUUACUGCAAUGACCUACUGAGCCCCUCGGGGGUCACAUAUUAUAAAGAAAUAUUGAUAUGGAAAGGUAUGCUAAUAGUUAAGCGAGUGAAAGGUUUCGAAAUAAUGAUUAUUUAACAUUGAGGGGGGUAAAUUAUUUAUUUUUAAGCAAGGAUUGCUCAGUCAAUACGCGUUCUGGCGUUCAAAAUAUUUUUUUUUAUAAUAUGUUGUUAUUUUUUUAUUGUUAUAAAAUGAUGUGGUGUGAAACCAUUCCCAGUAAAAGAAAGCACAAAAAAGUAAUGUGUACAGCAGUGUGAAAAUGAUACACUGUAGAGGAAAAAUGUCAUUAUUAAAAUUCGAUUAAGUCUGGUCAUUACAGAAACGACCCCAUAAUAGAUUGAAUGGUGUUGUUUAUGUUUGUUUUUUAUCCCCAUAGUUCAGGGGCAUCAUGCUUUCAGUGAAUACCAUCAUGAAACUGUACUUAAUUAAACUUGCUCCUGGUGUGAAAUGCACAGAAUUUGAAUUGUUUUUUGUUAAAUAUGGAGGGAGGGAAUGAACCCUCUGCUGUGGAAGUUGUUAUGCUGUUUUCUACCCACCAUCAUGUUGAAUUAGUUGAUGAUGCAUUUCUGAUGUUUGAUGGUAUUUGUCCAAUUAACACAAAACAAUGCAUAUACAUUUCAAAUUUUCUUUGUCUAAAACUUCUUAUGUGUGCAGUUGUAAAAUGGAUCUUUCAUUGGACGUAAAUAAAACACCUCUCUCUCUU